Microplitis mediator is the source of this 3549-nucleotide messenger RNA. Its product is annotated as nuclear pore complex protein DDB_G0274915-like. The record is from RefSeq and is a predicted model, not a curated record. The transcript is spliced from 5 exons. Lineage: Eukaryota; Metazoa; Arthropoda; Insecta; Hymenoptera; Braconidae. Bases 508 to 2055 code for a protein of 515 amino acids.
AAUUUCUUUUGGGCGAUGUUUCUGGUCUCCCCAAUCUCAGAUGAUCGAAGCGAACCCACAUGUCCUUAAGUUUAGUCACACUUGAAUUUCAUAGUUUAGUUCGUCCUGGUUUUCCGUCCGAGUCAGUCCAAAUUCUUGGAAGAACUUAAGUGCAUUUGAGUAAUUGUAACGACUUCUAUUAUAAUUAAUUUUUAUUUCUGAUAGCAAAAUGUCUUAUUAAAACACUCGUAAAGUCUUAUAUUUUAUCAAUAUAGAACGUUUGAAUAUUUCUUAUCAAGACAAGAAAAAACUAAGUUGAAGAAUUUUAUAAAUUAAGCGCAGUAAAAAAAAUUAACUUACUGCAUCAAUUAUAAAACUUUUGCUCUACAAAUAUUUAAAAUAAACACUUAAAGUUUAUUAGUGACCAAUUUUACAGUGACAAUUUAAUUAUUCCUUGAACUAAACUAUUUUAUAGGAAGAACUGAUUGCUUAAUUUUCUCGAACUAAUUAGAACCAAAAGCACUAAUAAUGACGCUGAGAGAGUAUGAAGAUCCCAUUGUAACAUGUCCAUUAGAUUCAAGCCAUCGCAUACACAAAAGUCGUAUGCAAACACAUCUAACAAAGUGUCGGAAAAAUCAUGAUUUGACAAAUAAAAUAAUCUGCCCUUUUAAUCCACUGCAUAUAAUUAAUGCUAAUGAGGAGGAGAAACACUAUACAGAAUGUGAAAGUUACGGGGCGGGUGUUGGAGUUCAGCAGUUUGACUUAGGUGACAGACCAAACUUUUCGGGUAUUAUUUCACAUGAAGAAUCAGUUGAUCAACUUUCACGAGCUUUUGCGGCUUUUGGUUGUACGAAUGAUAACGUUGACCGUUUUCAUACUAUUGAUGGGCCUGGAUACGAUCCUGUCCAGGCGAGUAUUGAUAAACCUUUGUACCGUUCUUUGGAUUGUGAGCCUAAAUCUGUACUACAUCAAUUCCGGAUGGCUGAAAGACAACGACAUGCGGCAUGUUCAGCUCAAGAAACGUAUGAAUGGGAAAACGAGACGGAACAAAAUGACGAUCAUGAAAGUUUGGAACAUGAACCAAUGAGUAGUGAAGGCGCAUUAAUGACCCACAAUGAUUAUCAGGACGAAAAUGAUGAAAAUGACGGAAAUAUCGAAGAAGAUCGAAGUCAAUUUGAUGCUUAUUCAUCUGAUAAUGGACUGACAAAUGAAAAUAAGAGUGAAACUUCAAAAGAUGAAUCGUCAAAAAAAUUCGAAAAUGAAUCUCGUUCUACCGGUAGAUUCGAGAAUCUAUCAGAGGAGAAUAAUCAUGGUAGUCUAGUUGAUGAAAUGGGAUUUACUUUGGUUUCCGAAAACAAAUCUAAAGGGGCAAUCAAAAAGAAGAUGAUGAAAAACCAACCGGAAGUUACCACUCAAAACAACUCAGGACUUCAGCGAAAAGGCAAUCAAAUUUCGAAGGAAGCAGCUAAAACACCUGUUAAUAAGUCCAUCAAUCAGGCGAAUUCAUCAUUUAAUGGAAAUACCAAUACUGGACUGAGAAAUGAAAAUAAGAAUGAAACUUCAAAUGAUGAAUCGACAAAAAAAUUCGAAAAUGAAUCUCGUUCUACCGGUAGAUUCGAGAAUCUAUCAGACUUGAAUAAUCAUGGUAGUCUAGUUGAUGAAAUGGGAUAUACUUUGGUUUCCAGAAACAAAUCUAAAGGAGCAAUCAAAAAGAAGAUGAUGAAAAACCAACCGGAAGUUACUACUCAAAACAAAUCAGGACCUCAGCGAAAAGGCAAUCAAAUUUCGAAGAAAGCAGCUAAAACACCUGUUCAUAAGCCCAUCAAUCAGGCGAAUUCAUCAAUUAAUGGAAAUACCAAUCCUAGUCCAUCAAGAUCUUGUAAUAUAAUCGGUGGACAGGGUAUUGUUCAUGCUGGUUCUUCCAAUUCUGGACGUUCCAAUCCUGGUCCUUCCAAUCCUGGUCCUUCCAAUUCUGGACGUUCCAAUCCUGGUCCUUCAAGAUCUCAAAACAUAAUAGGUGGACGGGGUAUUGUUCAUUCUUCACAAUGUCAACGGCCAGGACCUAGAGAUGAUUAAAUGUCAUCUAACUCACAAUGCACUUACGUAAAAAAAAAUACGAAGAAAAUUUCAUCUGCAUUUUCUUGAUGCUUUCUCAUGAAUUUUAUUAUUACAACUUUUUAAAUUAAUACGAAAGUUUAUUGCUUCGAAUUAAUAAUCAAUUUUACAAUUACCGUUGACAAGUAAUUAUUCAAUCAGUUUUAAAUAUUUCAAUUAUCAUAAAGUUUUUUUUUACUAAAACUUUACAAAAAAAAAAAAAUGAUAAAUUUUUUUAAGACACUAUUUUAUUUACUUUUUUUUUAUACUGACGAUUAUAAGAACUAUUUUUAAUCUAUUUUAAACGCGUAUUUAAUUUCUCAUAUUUUUUUUGUCAAUAAUUUGGAUUGAAUUUAUUAAUCAAAUUAUAAAAUAUCUUUUAUACGCUAAUGAUUUUGAAAAAAAAAAAAUUGUAGAUAUAUUUGUUUAUUGAUAAUCAAUUAAUUGAAUGUAAUGAUUCUGAUAACGUUAUGGCAAACAUGCCAAAGCAAGGUUCUACUUUUAUCCACUUUACAAGUCUUCACAACUUAUUUUAAAAUCGAGACUUUACAAUAAUGUAAUUGGAUUUCCUACCCCACAAUAAACUAUUUAGUAUCACCUACAAUAAAACUGCGAGUUUCAAUGCCUGUUUCGCCAAUCGAAACAAGCCGAUUUUUCAGACCAAUGUUAUAGAGUUGAUAGUAAAUCGUCUUUUUCUUCCUUAGGGAAGAAUUAAAUAAGUAUCUGAUUUGAUUUCAGCUCUCUCGGAAUCGCAUUCGUUUAUUUUAAACCUUAGAACAAUUAUUUUUUAUUCUAAUUAACCAAUUUGACAGUUUAGUUGAUUUGAUACAUGCGCUUUUGGUCUCAAAGUAUCUCGAUUCGAUUGGCUGCAGACAUUAAAACUCUAAGUUACAAUACCAGUAAAUAUGAGAAUUAUAUUGUGUGAUUCGUAAUAAAAAACUAUUGCAGACUUCUCGUUACUUUAGACGUCUCGCUUUACCCCUUGCUACACAUAUUAUUUUCUCGGUUGCUUAUCUAAUUCAAGUUCAUAAAAAAAAAAAAAAAUUAUUGACUAAUCUGAAUUUAGUUACAAGGGUUCUAUAAAAACCAACUGCAACGUUAAUUUGCAACUCAGAUAAAGCAGUCAUCAAUUUCCAAAUCUACAGAUCUUGAAAAAAUUAAGAUUAAGUAACGAUUUAAUUAUUAUUGAAUUCGUUAACCCAAAUAAUCUAUUGUAUAACAACCGAAUUUUCAAAGUCACAAUAAAAUUAUUUACAAGCGAAAAUACAUAAGUAGAACCCCGUUGCAUAUUUAUCAAUUUUAUUUUUGUAAAAUAACAUCAGGUUAUAAUCGUGAUUCAUUAUUCAUUUCAACUACUUAUAAUUAAUUAAUUGUAUGAAAACUCAAAAUUGUGUAAUUUUAAAUAAGUAUCAAAUGUAAACUAUUUGAAUUCUUUUUAUAACACAUUGUCAAUAGAAAAUAAAAUAAAAUGUCAGU